Macrosteles quadrilineatus (aster leafhopper) is the source of this 2926-nucleotide messenger RNA. Its product is annotated as F-box only protein 22-like. Gene Ontology annotation, biological process: protein polyubiquitination; positive regulation of proteasomal ubiquitin-dependent protein catabolic process. The record is from RefSeq and is a predicted model, not a curated record. The transcript has 9 exons. The coding region runs from base 104 to 1156 and encodes 350 amino acids. NCBI's taxonomy places the organism in Eukaryota, Metazoa, Arthropoda, Insecta, Hemiptera, Cicadellidae. Gene Ontology annotation, molecular function: protein binding.
UGGUGGUUGGUUUGGAUUUGGUUGGCUGUUUUGUUUUGUUGUUUUUAUUAAGGAGUCUGGACAAAAGUUUGCCUUAACAAUGCUUUUUUAGUUAGGCUACAUUAUGGAUCCCAGUUUUGGAGAAUUUAUCACAAAGGAAUAUGGGCUUUUGAAACAGAUCCUAUCGUACCUGACCAAGCCCAAUGACCUUUACCGUGCAAGAUUAGUUUGUAGGGAGUGGAGGAAGGCCGUUGACAAUCUUGUAGAGAAGAAACCAAUUGUAAUUUCUUACAAACAUGGUCAAAAAGAUCCGAUGCCUUUACCAAACACACCGAUUCUACCUCACCUAGUGAUAUUUCAGAAUGUAGUGAAAAAAGAGUAUUUGAAACCUAAAUGCACAGUCUGUAAACAAAGAUUAAUGAUAUGUGAUUGUAGACUAAUGGGACCACGAACUGGAAUGUUAAAGUUGGGUCCUUCAUUUUCAAAGACGCCGUAUAAGCCUGAACUUUACUCAUUUACGCAGUUGCCUUCGGUUCUUUUGUUGAAAUGCCCAGAAAAUGUAGAAAUAAAAACAUACAGUCUUAUAUCCUCUUUGAAGGGUCCAUACCCUGAAAAUAUGAAUGACUUUGAUGAGUCAAUUAAGGCACUGUUUGUUGUUUGUAAAAGCACCCAUCGUAAAAUUAGUGAAAAGAUUUUAAAUGCACUUGUAGACAGCCGAGGACCGACAUUUGCCUUGGGAGGGGGUAUAUCAGAUGGAUUCUUCUACAGGGAAGGCUACAAUGAGUUUACAAAAGGAGGACUCUUCAUAGAAUUCAAGGGCGAUAAUGUAAAAGCACAUUCAACAUUGAUAAAUGAGAAUGAUACCGCCUCAAUGGAAAAUGCUAUUGCAAAGCUAAGAGAGAACGCCGGUGAAGUUCCAGAAGAUGGGGUUCAAGUGGCAUUCAUCGCCCAGUGUGUUGACCGAAGACAUCUUGAGAAACAGGAAAGUAGUUUGUUUAGAAAAUACUUCCCAAACACGCCUCAGUUUGGUUUCACAGCCUGGGGAGAGUUUGGAUUAAAAAAUGGAAACUCAGAGGAACCCCCAAAGCAAAAUAAAAGCAAGAAAAAGAAGCUUGAAUUUAGUUAUGUGUUUACGACUUCCAUCUUGAUUGUAACAAUAAGGAAGACAAAGACGUAAGACAGAGAAAACUGUGAAGACUUUUUCUUAUGUUGCUUUAGUGAGUAUUAUUAUACAACGGACUCAAGAUUUAUACAGACUUUUGUUUGAUUCUCAGGGACCAUUUAUUCAAUAUGUAGGCUAUGUUUUAUUGUUUUUGCAAUUUACAUUAACAUUGAUUACCACUCAUUAUAAGUUAUUUUUAGUUUUAGUUGUUUGUUAAGAAGCAAAAGUUAAUUUAUUUGUGAUAUUUACAACAUUUUUUUACCAUAAAGGCCAAAUGUAUGGUAACUGUAGCAAUAUUAUAAGAUUAUAUUUACCGUGUUGUGAAAUUAAAUAUUCAGCUACCAUAGUGAAUAACAUUUGUUUUAAUUAAUUCCAACAAUAGUUUUCAUUGGUAAAUUUAAAUUUACAGAAUAAAAGUCAUUGAGUAAACAAUUUGUUCCUUAGUAGGCAGUAUUAGUCCAAUCAAAAUUGUAACGGGUAAUUGUGUUAAAUUUUCUGUUAUAAUUACCCAAAGGCAGCUCCAGACAAAAGCUGUUAGUUUUUUGUCCAUUUCAGGAAUAGCAAAUAUUUGUUUACUUUGAUGUGUGCAAAAAUACUGAUAAUGAACGGGAAAACUUGAAUACGAAUGUUUGCUGCUUGGCGAAUGGCGCAUGUGUGGAGCUGCCUUAAGAAAAGUAUUAAGUUUUGGAAUUCAUUUAAAUAGAAGUACCUACUCAGGUCCUCGAAUGAUUUGGGGUGCUGAAUCCCAUUGUGAGUUUGCUAACACAGUGAUUGUAAACUACAAAAUGUUUAAAUCAAAAGUUACCCUUGAGGGUCAAAUAAAUUGUUAGCCUAUGUACUUUCAUUUCCGACCAAGUUUUGAUAGUUUUUUUAAUUUUUUAUGUACUGUUGGGUUAUAAAGCUAGAGAACAAAAUAUUGCUUAAGAUUAGAUCAUUUUAUUCAGUUUAAAAUAGUUUUGACACAACAAGAAACAAAUUGCCCCUACAUAAAAAAUCAAAAAUCUAUUAGCGUGUUUAAAGUGCUAUGCACCGAUAUAUCGUUGUGCGUCUUUUUCCCGAAAAGUGCUAUGGAACGAUAUAUCGUUGUUCGAAUUUCAUCCGAAAAGCGCUAAGCGUGGUGGCGCGACUUUCGAUCAUGUGAGUAUAAAUGAGCAUAUCGGUUGACUCGGUUGUAGUUUCGAAACAGCGAUGGUUUUUUUUUUUCGAUUCUUCAUAAGAUCGGGCCCGAUAUAUCGUUCCUUAGCACUUUUAAGAUAAAAAUUUUUAUUUUUACAAAUUUUUUUUCUCGCACACUAGACUUCGCCCCUGUGGCAAGCCUAGCACUUUUCGGACGAAAUAAGUGAAUAACUCUAUCACUCUUCGGAAAAUUACUUAUUAACAUUCUAGCACCGAAAGGGUUAAUCUAAAAUAUUUUUAUUUUUCAACUUAAGUUUGUUUCAAUUAGAGUGACGUGCAGGAUGUGAAUGCAUACACAAACCCUUCCUCUACCAUAACUUUUAUUAUUUUGUGCAACCAUCCCAACAAUUAAUCAAUUUAAAACUUAGCGUCUAGUAGUGUCUCAGUGUAGUUGGAAGCCUUCCCUAAUUCCAACUUAUACCCUGUCCUAAUUGACACGAUUUAUACCUGCGUGGGUUAUUAAUUACUAGGAACUCAUUUAAAAAAGUGUUUUCCUUGUUUGAUUUAAGUCUUAGGUUUUAUAUCAGUUUUGUUUGAUAUUUUUCUUCAUUUUUUGGGAAGAAAUACAAAAUUGUAUGUACCUUUCUCAAACGACAUUGUAAAAACUAA